GCGAUGCUGAAGGCUGCGAUGCGGCUGGUGGGGAGCCCCGGGGCGGUGUCGGCCACCGAGGUGCUGCUGGUGGCCGCGGCGCUGUGCCUGGUGUUGGCGCUGCUGCAGUGGCUGCAGCAGCAGCAGCAGCAGCCCGUGCCCUCAGGGCUGCGGAGGCCGCCGGGCCCGCGGGGCUAUCCCGUGCUGGGCAACGUGCUGGAGCUGCGCAAGGACCCGCACGUGGCGCUGAGGCGGCUGAGCCAGCGCUACGGGGACGUGAUGGAGGUGCGCAUCGGCACCCGGCCCGUGCUGGUGCUCAGCGGGCUGGACACCAUCAGGCAAGCGCUGGUCAAGCAAGGAGAGGACUUCAUGGGGCGUCCCGACCUCCACAGCUUCCACUACAUCUCCGACGGGCAGAGCCUGUCGUUCAGCCCCGACUCCGGGGAGGUGUGGAAGGCGCUCAGGAGGCUGGCCCAGAGUGCCCUGAAGAGCUUCUCGGUCGCCCCCAGCCCCACCUCGUCCUCUAGCUGCUUGCUGGAGGAGCACGUGUCGCAGGAGGCCGAGUACCUGGUCACCAAAUUCCUGCAGCUGAUGGAGGAGGGGAAGAGGUUUGACCUUAGCCAGUACGUGGUGGUGUCUGUGGCCAAUGUCAUCUGUGCCAUGUGCUUUGGCAAGCGCUACGAGCACGAGGACCAGGAGCUGCUCAGCCUGGUGAACCUGGGCAACGAAUUUGGGGAGGUGGCUGCUUCUGGCAACCCAGCUGACUUCAUCCCCCUGCUGCGGUACCUGCCCAGCCGCAGCAUGGAGCUCUUCAAGGACAUCAACCGGCGCUUCAGCAUCUUCGUGAAGAAAAUCGUGCAGGAGCAUUACAGCAGCUUUGAUAAGGAGCACAUCCGCGACAUCACGGACUCGCUGAUCAGCCACUGCCAGGAGAAGAGUGCCGAGGAGGACGCCCAUGGCCAGCUCUCCAACGACAAGAUCAUCCACAUCGUCAACGACCUCUUUGGAGCAGGCUUUGACACUGUGGCAACUGCCCUGUCCUGGAGCCUCAUGUACGUUGCCUUGUACCCUGAUGUCCAGAGGAAGAUCCAGGAAGAGCUCGACCAGACCAUCGGGCGAGAGAGGCGGCCGCGGCUCUCGGACCGGGGCAAGCUGCCCUACACGGAAGCUUUUAUCCUGGAGAUGUUCAGGCAUUCCUCCUUCGUGCCCUUCACCAUCCCACACAGCACGACAAAAGCAACGGUGCUGAAUGGCUACUACAUCCCCAAGGACACCUGUGUGUUCAUCAACCAGUGGCAAGUGAACCACGAUGAGAAACUUUGGAAGGAGCCCUCAGCCUUCAGGCCCGAGCGUUUCCUGACCCCCACAGGCACAGAAGUCAGCAGGACAGAGAGUGAGAAGGUUCUGUCCUUCGGGCUGGGCAAGCGGCGCUGCCUGGGCGAGGUCAUCGGCCGCUGGGAGAUCUUCCUCUUCCUCACCACCCUGCUGCAGCAACUGCACUUCAGCCUGAGGCCUGGGGAGCACGUGGACAUCACCCCCCAGUAUGGGCUGACCAUGAAGUACAAGAAGUGUGAGGCCUUCCAGAUCCAGCAGCGUUUUCCUGUGAAAAGCUCUCCCUGA
Catharus ustulatus (Swainson's thrush) is the source of this 1599-nucleotide messenger RNA. RefSeq names its product cytochrome P450 1A4. Lineage: Eukaryota; Metazoa; Chordata; Aves; Passeriformes; Turdidae. Gene Ontology annotation, biological process: progesterone metabolic process; hormone biosynthetic process. The record is from RefSeq and is a predicted model, not a curated record. Bases 4 to 1599 code for a protein of 531 amino acids. Gene Ontology annotation, molecular function: steroid 17-alpha-monooxygenase activity; iron ion binding; oxidoreductase activity, acting on paired donors, with incorporation or reduction of molecular oxygen, reduced flavin or flavoprotein as one donor, and incorporation of one atom of oxygen. The transcript is spliced from 6 exons.